AUGCUACAGCAUCUAGGCACAACUCAAACAAAUCUCAAUUCACCGUCUCAUCCACAUAGUCUUAAUCAGUCUGAUACGCACGAUCCUUCUCAGCACCAUGAUACACUGACUACAGUAUUUAAAGAAAAUACUUCUUUGCAAUAUGUAUCCUACACACAUAAUACGGAAAUCAUCGCAGACUCUACACUAGUUAAAGAUCAACAAACCAAAUACACUUUGCAAGAUAAACAACCUCAUCCACGUGUUGCUUUUGAAACUUUUGACCAUCAGCAACAUCGUAGCUCAAUCUUCCCUAUUACUAUUUCCAAGUCUGAUUUACAUCUGUACCGACAACAAGAGGAUAUUUAUCCAAUGGUAGCAUCUGCUUUUGGUGUUACUUGCUAUCUUCUUCCGCAGUUUUUGUUGUAUCAUGAUCAAAUCCAUGCCGCUCAUAUUACUCCCGUAUUAGACUCCUCUGCACGAAAACAAUCUCUUGUUCCAUCGUUGGUUUCAUCCAUACAUGCCAACAUGGCUUGUGCAGUUGUCAAGAAAAAUCCAGAUGUUAGAAUCGUUGAGCUCUCCACAACGGAUACACAGUCGUCAGAAGGAUCAAAAGAUAUUUGCUACAAGGCAGAUUGGUUGGACUAA
Batrachochytrium dendrobatidis JAM81 is the source of this 627-nucleotide messenger RNA. RefSeq lists its product as uncharacterized. The record is from RefSeq and is a predicted model, not a curated record. NCBI's taxonomy places the organism in Eukaryota, Fungi, Chytridiomycota, Chytridiomycetes, Rhizophydiales. Bases 1 to 627 code for a protein of 208 amino acids. The transcript has a single exon.